AUGUGUUAUAAAUUAAAUAUUGAUGGAUCUUGCUGCCCGGCUCUAUGCACUUAUGGCAUUGGUGGAGUUAUCCGCAACCAUCAAAGCAAUUGGAUCAUAGGAUUUGCAGGAUGUGUCAAUCAAGGCAACCCUAUCCAAAUAGAACUGCUUGCACUCCUCAAAGGCUUACAAAUUGCUGUCAAGCAAAGGCUCUUACCACUCACCAUUGAGACGGAUGCACAGAAUAUAAUUGGUAUGUUAAAAUCACCUGCUAUGAGCUGUAUUAAUAUUGUUGAUGAUUGCAGGUCCUUGCUUCAACAGCUGGAUAGCGCAUCUGUACAAGUUAUCUAUAGAGAGCAGAAUGAUGUAGCAGACAAAUUAGCUAAAUAUGGUGCAACGCAUUCAGUUGUUCACACCAAAGCUCUGGACUCCAUCCACAAUACCCUUCAGGAUAUUGCUGCGCACAUGGCUUCUCAGAGAGCUCCUUCUCCGACGCCGAUGCCGAUCGCUACUAGCCCUUCUUCCUCUGUGUAG
Molecule: messenger RNA, 513 nt
Organism: Nicotiana attenuata
Lineage: Eukaryota; Viridiplantae; Streptophyta; Magnoliopsida; Solanales; Solanaceae
Exons: 2
Coding region: 1-513 (170 amino acids)
Molecular function (GO): RNA-DNA hybrid ribonuclease activity; nucleic acid binding
Source: RefSeq, a predicted model, not a curated record